This is a messenger RNA of Podarcis lilfordi (Lilford's wall lizard), 19187 nucleotides long. The record is from the annotation of a GenBank genome assembly. Lineage: Eukaryota; Metazoa; Chordata; Lepidosauria; Squamata; Lacertidae.
GUAGCCGCCGGACUCCGCGCUGCACAGGCUUAUCGUUGCAACAGCCGCUCCCUGGGAUGCUAUGCAAGUCCUGUCGGACGCAGCGCGGCCUUUUCCUAUUUGUCACUCCCGGGUAAAUGCAUGCACGGGACCGGAGAAACCUCGAGCUUGGCCCCAAGAAAGCACCUGAAGCGGCGCGAAGAAUCCCCGGGAGCCGGAUGCCGCUGCAGGCGGGCCGAGCCAGCGCUGCUCCUCCCUCCCGGAGGGCCCUCCUUUCCCGGCAGCCCCGCGCUGCUUCCUCCGCCGCCUCCUCGCAGGGACAAAGCGAAAGUGAACCCAGACGCCUCGCAGCCGCCGCCGCCAUCCCCAGACGCGGUUGCUGCUUCGCGAUCCGGACACCGCUGCAGGUCGCGCCUUUCAGCUGAGUUCCUUUGAAUUGCGUGCGUGGCUGUGUUUUAUUUAUGCAUUAACUUUUAUUCAUGCAUUAACUUUUAUGUAUGCAUUGCGUCGAUACGCCACGUCCUGACUCUCCGGGGAGCGCCCCCAUUUCACCCCCCCCCAACAACCGUGUGAGGUCGGUUGGACUGAAAGAAGGAGGGACUGGCUCCCAAGGUCACCUAGGGAGCUUCAUGGCGGGGGGGGGGGGGAAGGAUUUGAACCCUAGAAUCGUAGAGGCGGGAGGGACCCUGAGGGUCAUCUAGUCCAACCCCCUGUGAUGUCCUGAUCUCUCCGACCCUCUAGAUUCCUUUCCUUCCUCCGAAGAAUCGGGGGGGCUAAUGCCCAAGCGCCUUGUGUGAGGGGGCGGGGGGGGGGAGUGGAUCUUGCUCGCUAUGCCAGCCCCUCCCAUGCACACACACUUUAUCUGCUUUUUCUGGACGCAACAGCCUCUUAAUGUGCAGCCGGGUGACGCCUCCUAUAGAUCAGGGGGGAAAGGAGACCCUUGGGUACCCCCCUGCUGUUGGACUACAGUUCCCAUCAGCCCCUGCCAGUGUGGAUAAAGGUCAGGAACGAGGGAAUCCUCCAAAAGCAGGGGUCAGCAAACUUUUUCAGCAGGGGGCCGGUCCACUGUCCCUCAGACCUUGUGGGGGGGCCGGACUAUAUUUGGGGGAGGAGAAAUGAACAAAUUCCUAUGCCCCACAAAUAACCCAGAGAUGCAUUGUAAAUAAAAGCGCUGAUUCUACUCAUGUAAAAACAUGCUGGUUCCCGGACCGUCCGCAGGCUGGAUUUAGAAGGCGAUUGGGCCAGAUCCGGCCCCUGGGCCUUAGUUUGCCUACCCAUGUCCGAAAGGAUAUUGUAAAGAUUCCGAAAAGGCCACCAAAAUGACCAGGGGGUCGGAGUGGCGCCCUAGUGAAACCUUUGGCUCAUCUCCUGCUUGCAGGUUCCCCCAGUCAACUGUUCAGACACUAAGAGAACAGGAUGCUGAACUCAACGGGCCACUGGCCUCAUCCAGCAGCCUCUUCCCUUCUCUUAGGAAUUGUCAUACACGUGUGUGACUGGGUGCCUAACUUCACUUACUCUGAAUUGUGGUUUGCAAAAACCCUUUCCCACAGCUGAGCCCCUCCACCUGGACGUCUGCCCCACAGGAUGGCCCUGAGAGCAAUGUAUGGGGCAGCUUCCUAGGUUCCUGGGGCUGGGGGGUUCUGUGGCCCUCCCAGUGUUCUUGGACUACUUUGUGCACGCCCACCAUUCCCUAAGCACCAGCCAUGAUGUCCGGGGCCCAAGGGAAAUGGAGGCCGACAAGAUCUGGAGGGCCACAGCUUCCUGGUUUGUAUUCAUAUAUCAAUCCAUCACUCUUGUUUGUCAGUUCUUUCGUCUUUCCUCCUCUUCCAGUUCAUUAGAAAUGCAGCUGUAUUAAUAUCCCUCUUUUCCAGGUUCCAUUCAGAUUGCACACAGAGUCUAUCCUUUUUCACCUGCGCCUCCACUCCUUGUUUCCCUUUCGUUUUUCCAAAAUCAAAGCUCCAGUAUUUGGCACCUCUGUUCCUUCAAGCCUUUGCACACCGAUUGGCAACUCUGCCAUUGCGUUCUGUCUUCUUAAAAGCCAUCCAUAGUUCCAUAGUUUAACUGCGCUGCCUUAAGAAGGACUUUCUUUGAUCUGCCCAGAAUCUUCCAACAUUGAGCUUUGUCCACAAGAUCCAGUCUUAUGACAGAGGGAGACAAAUCUUUCUCUGUCACUGUGCAUUGUUUUAUAAACUCCCAUCACAUCGCCUCUUACUUGGCUGUGAGCCACCCUGUUGGUGCAGCCGAGAUAGGGCACUAGUCCAUGUUGACAGAUUCCCUGGUUUGUGUAUAUGUGUGUGUGUGUGUGUGUGAGAGAGAGAGAGAGAGAGAGAGAGAGAGGGAGAGAUAGAGAUAGAUAGAAGCGAUUCUGAACCCUAACCCUUUCUUCUGCUGGGUGACCUGGGGCUAAUCACACUUCUUGAAGUCUCUCAGCCCCAUUCCCCUCAUUCCCAGAGACAGACCAGAUUCUUUGAGUUGUAAAUUUAGCCUGAUAACCUUUUCACGCUGAAUCUAAGUCAGAAACAACCAGUUGUCAAAACUACUAAUCAAUUAGGAGCUCUCUUCCUGCAGAUGAAGGAGAUAACCCAGUUCACACUUUUAAAGACAGAAAGUCUGUAAUUAAACCCAGAUACGCAUUCCCAGCAUUCUACAGCUUUUGGCUCUCCCGUAAUGCUCUUUUUCUGCAUGAACCAGUUUUAACUUGCUAUGAUUUCCCAAUAUCACUGCAGCAGUAGUCUCGUCCAGGGUUCUCAUCUCUGCUCCUCCACAUGCAGCUGCAGGGUAACCUUGGGCUAGUCACACCCACUCACCUCACAGAGUGUUUGUUGUGGGGGAGGAAGGGAAAAGGAGAAUGUUAGCCGCUUGGAGACUCCUUUGGGUAGUGAUAAAGUGGGAUAUCAAAUCCAAACUCCUCCUCCUCCUCCUUCUUCAUCCUCUCCUCAUAAUUUUUUUUUGUUGUUGCAGGAGAUGGAGGAAGAAUUUGAGUUCUUGCUGUGCGGGAGGUGCCAGAGAGAGGCCCCAAACCCCAAGCUCCUGGCCUGCCUUCACACCGUCUGCAUAGAGUGCCUGGAUGAGAACAAGCCCGUGGGCCAGUGUCCCGUCUGCCGGUUUUCCUUCGCGCGCGCCAGCGGGGUCCCCUUCCAAGAUAACGUGCUCUUUUCAAGCCUCCAGGCCAAGCUGAACACCUACCGGAAGAUCGCCGGUGACAGGGAUUUGGUGUGCGAUAACUGCAAAGAUGCGGCCGAGUUCUGGUGCUCUGAGUGCUCCGAGUUCCUCUGCCUGAAAUGCUACAAGUCUCACCAGUGGUACUUGAAGCAGAAGAGCCACGAGACCCAGAAACUGGCCGAUCUGAAGAAGGAUACUGCCCAGAGCUUCCUAGAGGGGGCAAAGAAGUCCAGCAACCUUUUAUGUUCGGAGCACACCCAGGUUAUAAGGUAAUGCUACUGUGGGCGGGGAGAUGCAUUUGUUGUUGUUUAGUCUUUUAGUCAUGUCCGACUCUUCGUGACCCCAUGGACCAGAGCACGCCAGGCACUCCUGUCUUCCACUGCCUCCUGCAGUUUGGUCAAACUCAUGCUGGUAGCUUCAAGAACACUGUCCAACCAUCUUGUCCUCUGUCGUCCCCUGCUGGCUUCUUUGGCAGGAAAAAGGUUUGGGCUUCGGUUGCCAUAAUUCUCUGUCGCCCUGUCCCACUGGUUGUGAGAAUGAAUGUGAAUCACAGGGCGCCUUUGAUCAUUGAAUCUUGGUUGUUGUUGUUAUUUAGUCAUGUCAGACUCUUUGUGACCCCCUGGACCAGAGCACGCCAGGCACUCCUGUCUUCCACUGCCUCCCGCAGUUUGGUCAAACUCAUGCUGGUAGCUUCGAGAACACUGUCCAACCAUCUCAUCCUCUGUCGUCCCCUUCUCCUUGUGCCCUCCAUCUUUCCCAACAUCAGGGUCUUCUCCAGGGAGUCUUCUCAUGAGGUGGCCCAAGUAUUGGAGCCUCAGCUUCAGGAUCUGUCCUUCCAGUGAGCACUCAGGGCUGAUUUCCUUCAGAAUGGAGAGGUUUGAUCUUCUUGUUUGUUUGUAAAAGAAGUGAUGAAAAGACGGAAUUGUUUUUAACUGUUUUUUCUUUUUUUCUUUUUGUAUUUUGUAUUGUGUAUUUUUCUUUUUAUUCUGAAAUUCUUCUUUUUUAUUAAUGUGAUUCUUUUUUUGUGAAACUUUAAUAAAUAUCAUUAAAAAAAGAAAGAGAGGUUUGAUCUUCUUGCAGUCCAUGGGACUCUCAAGAGUCUCCUCCAGCACCAUAAUUCAAAAGCAUCAAUUCUUCGGCGAUCAGCCUUCUUUAUGGUCCAGCUCUCACUUCCAUACAUCACUACUGGGAAAACCAUAGCUUUAACUAUAUGGACCUUUGUUGGCAAGGUGAUGUCUCUGCUUUUUAAGAUGCUGUCUAGGUUUGUCACUGCUUUUCUCCCAAGAAGCAGGUGUCUUUUAAUUUUGUGGCUGCUGUCACCAUCUGCAUUGAUCAUGGGGAGAUGCAUAGUUUGCAGGAAACUACCAGGCCACUGCCUGUGAAGGGGGAGAGGGGAUACAGGCCCUCAUCUGGGCUGUGCCCACUCAUACGGCACGCGUGCAACUUCAUUUUGCAUUGGCAGCCACCUGGGACCCCACGAUCAGCAGGUGAGGCCUGGGUGGGGGACAGGGGAAGAGGGCCUUUUCGGUGGUGGCUUCUCACAGGCAACUUUGGAACACCCUUCCCAGAGAAGCCAGACUGGUGCCUUCAUUGUAGGCCUUCCGCUGGCAGCUGGAUUUCUUUCUUACGCCAACAGGUCUUUGGGAAUGGACUGCUUUUUAAGGAAAGGGCUUUUAAGAGCGCUGUGCUGUUUUUAUUAUCUGUAUUUUAAUAGCUUUGUUUUUUAUAUGGUUUUAAUUUUUCAAGAGUUGAAUCACUUUUUAACCAUUACCUUUCUGUUUUUCGUCUAUGCUUGUUCUAAGUUUUGUGAGCCACCUUGAAUCCUACUUGUGGGGGAAAGGCACAAUAUUAUGAUCAUUGUUAUUACCAACAGUAAAUUGAUGUUUACAGUUUAAAUGCAGUGCUUACAGUUUAUACUUACAGUUUAAUUAGUACUUUCAUUUAAAUGCACUCUAAUGCUUACAGUUUAAAUGCAUUUUUUUUCAAGCAUGUUGUUUUUAAAUCUGGAAAAAAUUGGAUCGAAUAGACCUGUGGUCCAUGUACAUGGAAAACUUAUACAGUGGUACCUUGGGUUAAGUACUUAAUUCGUUCUGGAGGUCCAUUCUUAACCUGAAACUGUUCUUAACCUGAAGCACCACUUUAGCUAAUGGGGCCUCCUGCUGCUGCCGCGCCGCCAGAGCACGAUUUCUGUUCGAUUUCUGUUCUCAUCCUGAAGCAAAGUUCUUAACCCAAGGUACUAUUUCUGGGUUAGCAGAGUCUGUAACCUGAAGCGUAUGUAACCCGAGGUACCACUGUAUUGGGGAGAAACAGGUUGAUCUGUCCCUCCAUAACUUUCCACUUCCUUCCCCUUCUGUUUUCAUUUUCCUUUCUUCCCAGUGUUCUCCCUCCUUCCCCUUCCAGAGAGAAACUGAUAACACAAAGCCUGGUGUUGCUUAUCUAUCUAUCUAUCUAUCUAUCUAUCUAUCUAUCUAUCAUCUAUCUAUUAUUACACUUAUACAGUGGUACCUCGGGUUACAUACGCUUAAGGUUACAGACUCCGCUUCAGGAUGAGAACAGAAAUCGUGCUCCGGCGGCGUGGCAGCAGCAGGAGGCCCCAUGAGCUAAAGUGGUGCUUCAGGUUAAGAACAGUUUCAGGUUAAGAACGGACCUCCGGAAUGAAUUAAGUUCUUAACCCGAGGUACCACUGUACCUUUUUUCCGGGGAAUUCUGCUCAGGGAGGGAGGUGAGCCGGAGAGAUGGUAACAGGACCAAGGCCGCCCAGGGGGCUUCGUAGCUGAGUGGGGAUUUAAACUUGGGUCUCCUAGGUCCUAGGCCAGCACUCUAACCACUGUGUCACAAUACCUUCCUGUUUAAGACUCUAAGGAAAGCCUCCUGGAUCAAGCCAUUGGCCCAGCUAGUCCAGUCUCUUUUUCUUGCCGCGGCCAUUCAUUCAUUCCUUGAACAUUGUAUUUACGUCAACAGCAUCUACUGCCGCGGGUGCCGCAAGCCCCUCUGCUGCUCCUGCGCUCUGCUUGAUGGCGAGCACUACAACGCCAAGCUGUACUGCGACAUCCGCGCGGAAAUCGAAGGCAGGAAGGAGGAGCUGGGCAGGAUAAAGGCGGAGCUUGGCGAGAAGAGGAGGAGCUACGAGAAGACGUGCAGCGCCGUCCACGAACGGCUGCAGCAGCUGGAGAAGGUGCGCAAGGAGACCCGAGACGAGAUCCAGGAGAAGGUGGAGGAGAUGGUCCAGUGGAUCCAGAGUAAGGGGGAGGAGCUCCUGGCGAAGGCGGACAGCCAGCUCCACCAGGAGCGCGAGGACGUGCAGAGGAAGCUGCAGUGCGCCGAGCGCAUUGUCAAGAGGUUUGCUUCGUUUUUAUUUGGUUUAAUGUUUGUGCAGCCCGUUUGCCUCUUACGUGGGGUUUUGGGUCCAAGGGUUUUGCAUAUGUGCAAAGAUGCCUAUGCCCAGGUCCUUGGAGCUGCCAGUUUUCUACUAGGCAAAGUUCAAGGCAAUACUCUCAGUAUAUAAAGCCCUUUUUUAUUUUAUGUUUUUAUUAAGAAUUCCAACAUAACAAUUUUAACAGAAAUACAUCAUACACAUUAUUUCCCCCCUCCCCCCAAAAAGAGAAAAAAGGAGGAAAAAACCCUCCCACCGCACCCCCAAGACUUCCCUCAGCUCCUCUCUCUGGUUUCUCGACACACAAUUAAUAUCUGCAUGUUGUAAAAUUGUAAAGAUCCUUAAUUUAUCUAUCUAUAUAUUACUGAUGAAGAGUUUGUGAAUGUUUAUUCAAAACCUGCCAAGGAGUCCAGUUGAUUUUGUUGUUUCUUCAAAUACUUCAUAAAAGGUUCCCAUUCAUCUUUAAAGUCACAGUUAUCCUUGUCACACAUGUUUGUGUGUCAAUUUUGCCAAUUCCGCGCAGUCCAUCAGUUUUUCUUACCACAGUUCUUUAGUCGGGAUUUCCUCAUUCUUCCAUCCUUGUGCUAUUAAGACCCUUGCCGCCGAUGUCGCAUACAUGAAAAUGUUUUUUAGUUUCUUUGGCAGGUCUUUUCCCACAAUCCCUAACAAGAAAGCUACAGGCUUUUUCACAAAGGUUAAAUGGAACAUUUUCUUCAACUCAUCAUAUAUCAUUUCCCAAUUUUUUUUAAUUUUGCUACAAUCCCACCACAUAUGAUACAGUAUAUAAAGCCCUUAACAACUUGAGACCAGUCGGCCCACAAAAUCUCCUUACCUGUCGUACGUCCACGCCAUCGUGCCACAGAUGCCCCAUAAUCUCCAUUCCGCCUUUGUAAGGACUCAGUCAUUUAGUGUGACGUCAUGUACACUUUGGAACUCCCUGCCUAGUGAGACAAGCAGGUGUCUUCACUGUAUUCCUUUCGGGGCCUGCUGAAAACAUUCUUGUUUAGACCAGCCUACUUAGAUGCUUUAAAAAGUUGAGGUAAUUUAAAUCUGUUUUAGUAUUUUGACUUUUUGUAUGUUUUAAAGCAUUAUUUUAAAGUUUUUAUUUUAUUGUUUUCUCUCUCUGUAAACCGCUUUGAGGGUUGUUUUUUGUUUACCAAUCAAGAGGUUUAUAAAUGUUAUAAAAUAAGUAAUAAUAAUUUAAGAAACAGCAAAACAGUGCCAUCGAUAUGAACGUUAAAACACAAUAGCAUUUAACUAAAGCAAUGCACAGCAACAAAUUGAUCCGAGCAACCAAGACCGUUCAGUAAAGCGGUAAUGAUUCAGUGAGAAACCCAGCCAGGUGGGCAGGGUAUAAAUAAUAAAUUAUUGUUAAAUGAUUCUAACCACGGCAGGUUGGAGUCCGGCGAGCGGCUGGUGGAGAAGAUGAACCUCUUUGCUUCGGACCAGGAGGUGUUGGACAUGGCCCCCUUCGUCAAGGAGUCCCUGGACGAUCUCCGCAGGGAGAAGGUGCUGGCUGUGGGUUUCCGGGUCCAGGCGGAUAACAUCUCGGAGGUCAGAGGCGAACUCCACGCCCUGUUUAACAGGGUGAGAGGCUGCGAAGGUGAGGCACUUCCUGCAAUCCUGUUCUCUUCGCCCCUCCCUUGCCAGGGGGCCCUGCUGGCUUCUUUGGCAGGAAAAAGCUUUGGGCUUCGGUUGCCGUAAUUCUCUGUCACCCUGUCCCGCUGGUUGUGAGAAUGAAUGUGAAUCGCAGGGCACAUUGGCCAUUGAACCUUGGUUGUUGUUGUGGUUUAGUCAUGUCUGACUCUUCGUGACCCCAUGGACCAGAGCACGCCAGGCACUCCUGUCUUCCACUGCCUCCCGCAGUUUGGUCAAACUCAUGCUGGUAGCUUCGAGAACACUGUCCAACCAUCUCGUCCUCUGUCGUCCCCUUCUCCUUGUGCCCUCCAUCUUUCCCAACAUCAGGGUCUUUUCCAGGGAGUCUUCUCUUCUCAUGAGGUGACCAAAGUAUUGGAGCCUCAGUUUCAGGAUCUGUCCUUCCAGUGAGCAUUCAGGGCUGAUUUCCUUCAGAAUGGAUAGGUUUGAUCUUCUUGCAGUCCAUGGGACUCUCAAGAGUCUCCUCCAGCACCAUAAUUCAAAAGCAUGAACCUUGGUUAGUCUUCUCCAUUAACGCUAAUGGGUCUACUAUGAGUAGGACUAGCACUGAAUGCACCAGAAGGGGAUAAAGCUAUUGAUGGCUGCUAGCGAUAGGGGCUCUGUUCUGCCCCCACCGUCAGAGGUGCCUUUCUUCUGCAUGCCAGUAGCUGCAGAGGCACAGGGGGGCGGGAGAGUGCUCUUGUACCUGAAUCCUGCUUGCAGCCUUCCUGGAGACGUCCUAUUGGCUGCUGUGCAAACCAGGAUGCUGGACCAGGUGGGCCACUGGCCUGAUCCAGCAGGCUCUCUUUUGGUCCUUAUGGCUAGCGGUCAAGGAUGGUGAGAGCUGGACUGCAGCCGCACCUGGAAGAUUACAAGUUCUCACCCUGGACCUGUGGUCUUCCUUUGCUGACUUGAGCUCUGUGCAAAGAUAGAUAAACUUUAUUCGCAUUAGCCAAUGGCCAUAGCAACAUAAAACAAGCAAUAAAAAAGGUAAAGGGACCCCUGACCAUUAGGUCCAGUCGUGAUCGACUCUGGGGUUGCAGCGCUCAUCUCGCUUUAUUGGCCGAGGGAGCCGGCGUACAGCUUCCAGGUCAUGUGGCCAGCAUGACUAGGCUGCUUCUGGUGAACCAGAGCAGUGCACAGAAACACCGUUUACCUUCCUGCCAGAGUGGUACCUAUUUAUCUACUUGCACUUUGACGUGCUUUUGAACUGCUAGGUUGGCAGGAGCAGGGACUGAGCAACAGGAGCUCACCCCGUCGCGGGGAUUUGAACCGCUGACCUUCUGAUCGGCAAGUUUAACCCACAGCGCCACCCGCGUCCCUUAAAACAAGCAAUAUAUACAAUUAAAAAGACAACAAUGGGUAAAAAGGGCAUUCAAAUGACCAAGAUUAUCAUUCAGAUAGUGGCCCUUAAUCUGCUUGCACCCUCGAUAAACCUAGCAACCUUUGCUGUUGUCUGAUCAUUUUGAUCUGAUAAAAGAAAGAACAAUGUGGCCGCAGAUGGGCCGCCUGGGAUGGUGAGUAGGAGUGGGGUGUUGAUCUCAUUCCUCAGAUCUUUAUAAAGGGGACAGGACAAGAGAACAUGAGCCACUGUUUCCAGAUUGCCAUCUCCACGGGGGCAGAGUCGUUUCUCAGUUGGAAUCUUUUGGUAUCUGCCCUCAAGUACGGCAGAGGGCAUCACAUCCAAUCUGGCCAGUGUGAAGGCACGUCUGUAUUUUGGGAUAGUUAAUUUAUACAAAUAUGGUGCCAGGGAAUCAAACUGAGAAGGGGGGGGAAAGGCAUACCAAAGACAGAGUUUCUUUAUAAUGGCCAGAUUGUUCUGUUGCUCUAAGUCCUUCAGCUGCUGUCCAAUUAGCCUUUUUGCUUUAAUAAAGCCCAUCGUGAGAAGCUGAUGUGGGUGGAGUCCACAGGAGAGGAGUUUUUGGUGCACAGUUUUAGACCAUGCACUUUUAUGAGCUCUGCUGCUGGUGCUGAACAGCUGAGUCCAUUCUGACUGAGCUAAGAGAGAGACUAGGACUUGGGAGAGACCAGGGUUCGAAUCUCCACUCAGCUAUGAAGCUCACUGCAUGUGACCUGGGGCCGGUCACUCGCUCUCAGGCUAUCCUACCUCACAGAGUUAUUGGGAUUAAAUGAGGAGCGGGGGAGAGUCAUGACCUCCCUGGAGAAAAAGGUGGUAUAAUAUGGGGGAAAUGAAAUGCAAUGAGCCCUCCAGAAACCUCUUGGGCAGGGGCCUCAUCCAAACACGUUGGAACACUCUGCCCUCUUUCCUUUCUUGCAGAUGCUGUUGGCUGCCUGCCUUCUGUUUCUCGGCCAGUUGCCCCAGCGGUCAGUUCGGUAAGCUGUGAUAUGAAACGUGGAAGUGGUCGCAGAGAAACAGGGAGCUGAGAGGGGAACAAAAUGUAGAAAGUACCAAGACAGUGGAAAUUAGCGGUGGCCGUUCAUGAAACAGUUGCUGUUGAGAACACAGAUAUCCUGGCACUGGUAACAUGUGGUGGGAUAAAAAAUAAAUAAAAUCAUUCCCUGAGUUCAGUGCACAAGCAAUAGGACUGAACCUCUUGAUGUAUUGUAAUUUAGCAGUUUCAUAUUGAUGCAAAUUUCCUUUGUUCUGGUAUGAACACUUUAAGGACACAUCUUUUGAAAAUUAAACAGAAGAAUGUAAGGUUAGUUGGUAUGUGAGGUCACAGUUUGCCCGGGAGAACGAUGUGCUUGUUAGGUUUUUUGAAGCACAGGAUCAGCCUGUUUCCUUGUUCUCCAAGGUUCACUAUCAGUCGCCCCCUAAGUGUUACAGCGCUUUAAAAAUUCUGCCUUUGUCACUUUUGCGUACAGAAAGGUCUUCAUAAUGAGAAAAGCCAGCCAAGGACCCAGGCGCCCACGUACACCCUCAGUCUCAGAAAGACGCCUCAUGGAUUUGUAAGUUCUCUGCUGCUCAUAACAGUUUUGCGUCUUCUGUUCUUUUGAUUCUUCUCUCUCUUUGCUGACAGGCUGUCCCAGCUCCUUCUGAGCUGAUGGGCGCUGUACUUGCAGCCAAGGGAAGAUCAUAAAGUUGUAGAGUUGGAAGGGGACCCCCAAGAGACAUUUAGCCCACCCCUCUGCAAUGCAGGAAUCACAGCUAAAGGAUCCCUGAGUUGUGAAUUAAUAUUAUUAUUAAGAAUGAUUUCCCUCGUUGCCAUUACUAACAGCCCAAAAGUGUGGUAUCAGGGUGGUAAAGGUAAAGGUACCCCUGACCAUUAGGUCCAGUCACGGACGACUCUGGGGUUGCAGCACUCACCUCGCUCUAUAGGCCAAGGGAGACAGCAGACAGCUUCCGGGUCAUGUGGCCAGCAUGACUAAGCCGCUUCUGGUGAACCAGAGCAGCACCGGAGCGGUACCUAUUUAUCUACUUGCACUUGACGUGCUUUCAAACUGCUAGGUGGGCAGGAGCAGGGACCGAGCAACGGGAGCUCACCCUGUCGCAGGGAUUCGAACUGCCGACAUUCUGAUCAGCAAGCCCUAGGCUUUCUGGUUUAGACCACAGCGCCACCUGCGUGUUACUUCUUGUCACAUACAAAACAAGCAAACAUAUAAUAAAAGAAAAUGGUUACCCACCAACACCAAUUGAGGCAUCCAUAUUUCUCUGUGGACGAGGAUAUGAAGGGUAUCUUUAAGUCAAGUAUCUUAAAUCUGAAGCUCAAGAAAUAAAAUCCCACCAGGCGUCAUAAAAAGUGUUUUGGAAACACACAGCUCGUCUGCCGUUUUUUCCGCAGUCGCCCAAGCGCACAACUUCUUACGUUGCACAAAUGCAGAUUUUCUGAGGUUCUCCAAUGGAUUUACUAUUGAUAAUAAUUUAUUAUUGAUUUAUUGGGAAUAAAAAGAGCUGGUCUCGUUUUUAAAUUUGUGUUACUCUUGCUUUUUAGGUCUCCUCGAUCAGCUGCCCAGUGAAACGGCUGAUGGGACAGACAGAAAAGUCCAUUCAGGCUUCUCCCAAGGCGAUGAAGCUGGAGGACCACUACCAUGACGACGGGCAGAGCUCCGAGAUGCAUGUCCAGGAUGUUGGGCUGAGUUCCUGGUCCCCUUCCCCCCGCGAGUCAACCCCAGAGAGGGAGCAGUGUGGGGCGGUCAACUCGGUGGAUCUCCUGGAGAAUUCUGUGCACGAGAUCUGUGAAUCGGGUAAUGUCCCAUCUUGCCCGGCCUCCUCUGCUCACCAAAUGCCCCUUGUGGCAAGGGUUAAAUAAGUUGGAGUUCUUGUUAUUAAAUAUACCAAGAAAAAAGCACACCAAGAACUCAGGCCAAUGUAAGUUUCAAUAGUGGGAAUGGUUCCUACUCACAAAUCAAUAGUCAGUUUUAACAAAAACUAAUCCAUUCAAAAGUAUGUAUUACAAACUCAAAUAGAGAUUACAAACUCAAACUCAUAAAGCUAUGUAUAACACAAUAAUUCGUUACAGAAUUAGGGAUAAGAGUUUAUGAGUGGAGACAAGUUCAUGUUAGUCCAUAGUCAGAUUCGACGAGAAAUGUAGAAAACAACAGGAUACAUUUAUCUGAAAGUCUUCAAACUUACACGAUCCCUUAAAAAUUAGCUGAUGAAAGUGUAUACAUCGAAACAGGGCCCUGUCCUGGUUUCUGAUCCAUAAUUAACUUCUGACUUCGGCUCAAUGAAUGAAACUAAGACCUUCACGUCGAAUCUGACUAUGGACUAACAUGAACUUGUCUCUACUCAUAAACUCUUAUUCCUAAUUCCGUAACGAAUUAUUGUGUUAUACAUAUCUUUAUGAGUUUGAGUUUGUAAUUUCUGUUAGAGUUUGUAAUCUCUAUUUGAGUUUGUAAUCCUUGCCAGAAUACAUACUUUUGAAUGGAUGAGUUUUUGUUACUACGGACUAUUGAUUUGCGAGUAGGGACCACUCCCACUAUUGAAACUUACAUUGGCCUGAGUUCUUCGUGUGCUUUUUUCCUUGUGGGAAGGGAGCAAGCAGGACCCCCAAGCACAAGAGCAGCUUUCUCAGCUCCUGCCGUCUCCAGCAAGGGGGGGGGGGGGCGCAGAGCAGAGCCCUGCUGGCUAGGAAGGAGUUCCACGGUUUAUGCGCUCUGAGGUGUGGGUGACACAUUGUUUGUCCUCCAUCUUCUUGCAGAGGUCGCCAGCAUCCUGAUCAGCAGCUCCGAGGACACCGAAGACGACAUGAUGGUGAGUAGGCCAGAGACCACACAGCAGGCUCCGUGGAAAGGAAAGCUGCAGCCUGCACAUUUCAAGAGGUCCCGUGACUCCUGGGGUGACAGGAGUUAGAGGAGGCGAGUGGCAUCGGCAGCAAAGCGGUGCAGGGCACAGGUCUUCUCUGCAGGGUUCCAGAUAGGCAGCUGUGCCCUCUCCCAGGCUACUCCAGUCCGUCUGUUUUUGGGUCCCCCUCUUUCCCUGGACACUCAGCAUUGCAUUCUCUCCCCCCGCCCCAAUUCCUGCAAACCUUGAGGUUCCUUCAAGCCUGCUGAUUUCUCUCAUGCCCUUUGUCCAUUGAAGGUCUAUUGAUGGCUACAGAACGACGGGAACGACAUAAAGAUGGCUAUCCAGCCUCUCCUUAAAAGCCUCCCGUAAGGAAGAAAAGCCCACCACCUUGCAAGGUCAUAGAAUCAUUCAUCAUCAUCAUCAUCAUCAUCAUCAUCAUCAUUUAUUACCCGCCCAUCUGGCUGAGUUUCCCCAGCCACUCUGGGCAGCUUCCAAUCGAGUCUUAAAAGCAAUACAGCAUUAAAUAUUAAAAACUUCCCUAAACAGGGCUGCCUUCAGAUGUCUUUUAAAAAUAAGAUAGCUGCUUAUUUCCUUGACAUCUGAUGGGAGGGCGUUCCACAGGGUGGGCGCCACUACUGAGAAGGCCCUCUGUCUGGUUCCCUGUAACUUUACUUCUCGCAAUGAGGGAACCGCCAGGAGGCCCUCAGCGCUGGAUCUCAGUGUCUGGGCUGAACGAUGGGGGUGGAGACGCUCCUUCAGGUAUACAGGACCAAAACCGUUUAGGGCUUUCAAGGUCAGCACCAACACUUUGAAUUGUGCUUGGAAACGUACUGGGAGCCAAUGCAGAUCUCUCAGGACUGGUGUUAUGUGGUCUUGGCAGCUGCUCCCAGUCACCAGUCUAGCUGCCGCAUUCUGGAUUAAUUGCAGUUUCCGGGUCACCUUCAAAGGUAGCUCCAUGUAGAGCGCAUUGCAGUAGUCCAAGCGGGAGAUAACCAGAGCAUGCACCACUCUGGCGAGACAGUCCGCAGGCAGAUAGGGUCUCAGCCUGCGUACCAGAUGGAGCUGGUGAACAGCUGCCCUGGACACAGAAUUUGAGCCCAUGUUUGGUUAUGGAGAGGGGAGGGGGUUGAGGAUUUGGCUGUAACAUCUACAGACAUUCCUGUCAGUAUGCAUUUCUUAGUACAGAAAGUAUUGAUCUGGUGUGUAGACAUCUUUCCUACUCUAAUUAAUUCAGGAGGGUACUGGAAGCUUCUCUGUGUGAAAGAAACAAGCAGACGGUUUGUGGUGUUUGGGUUAUUCCUUCAGAGCAGCUGAGUACAGCUGGCUUAAACUGAUUCUGUUAUCUCCUUCUGUCAAGGUCAUGCUGACUAUAAGAGGCCAGAAGGAACCUAGGUUUUGCUUUCUCUUCUCUCUUUCCUUCUGGUGUUCUGUAUGCUUAGUGUUAAGGUUUAGUCUUGCUAUAAGUUAUUGUAAGUUUAAGUUGAGUCUGCUGCAACUGGACUUCUUAUGGACAGUGCCAAUCCUGAAUGUAUUGGAUUUGUGACCAUUAUGCUCAUUUGCCUUAAGUAGCAGUAAAGCUCUGCUGGAUGAAAUACAAUGGCCUCUGGACUAUUGUUGGGGAUCCUGCAACGUGUUUUAAGUUUUUACUCUGCUAACUAUACAUUGGGUUCUGUUUUGGAUCAUAAGAGUAGAAUUCCAUGACAAUUCCUUCAUUUCAUUGUCCAUAUCUUACAAAUUCUUGUUUGCUCCUUACAUUGUUAUCCUUAUUUAAAAGGUAAAGGGACCCCCUGGCCAUUAGGUCCAGUCGUGGCCGACUCUGGGGUUGCAGCACUCAUCUCGCUUUAUUGGCCGAGGGAGCCAGCGUACAGCUUCUGGGUCAUGUGGCCAUCAUGACUAAGCCCCUUCUGGUGAACCAGAGCAGUGCACGGAAACGCCGUUUACCUUCCUGCCAGAGGAGUACCUAUUUAUCUACUUGCACUUUGACGUGCUUUUGAACUGCUAGGUUGUCAGGAGCAGGGACCGAGCAACGGGCGCUCAUCCCGUCGCGGGGAUUUGAACCACCGACCUUCUGAUUGGCAAGUUCUAGGCUCUGGUUUAACCCACAGUGCCACCUGCAUCCUUAUUUAGUUGCUAGUUAAAGAAUAUAUUCCUAGUGAGAAAUGAAUAACAGGUUAUCUUUCUUUGUUUCCCGAGUUCUAACUUUAUCUUACCAUCUUUGGCGAUCCCUCGUAGCCGAGUAAGAUUGUCUUCCAUAAACACAGUUUUAACAAUGAGUCCGUAAAUGACUGUGGAGGCCAAUUCUGGACCCACACGUCCUUCCACAGUGGGGACAUUGGUUCCUGGAUGGGAGUGGAUCACGGUGUGGAUUUGCCAAGUGUGCCUUCUUCCUAGCACAUUUCUCCCUUGUGUUCUGAGUUCGAGUGUCUUCAAAGCCCAUGACACCUUUGGUAAAGGCUGUUCUCCAACUGGAGCACUCACAGGCCAGUGUUACCCAGUUGUCUGUGUUUAUUCUACAUUUUUUUAGAUUUACCUUGAGACAGUCUUUAAACCUCUUUUGUUGACCACCAGCAUUACGCUUUCCAUUUUUAAGUUCCGAAUAGAGUAGUUGUUUUGGAAGACGAUCAUCAGGCAUCCACACAACAUGACCAGUCCAACGAAGUUGAUGUUGAAGAAUCAUUGCUUCAACACUGGUGAUCUUUGGUUCUUCCAGUACACUGGCAUUAGUUCGCCUGUCUUCCCAAGCGAUGUGUAAAAAUUUUCAGAGGUGCCGUUUAUGGAAUCUUUCGAGGAGUUGGAGAUGGCUUUUGUAAGUGGUCCAUGUUUCACAAGGUUGGUAGUAAAAUAGAUUUGUAAACAAGCAUUUGGGUUUCCUUGCAAAUGUCCCGGUCCUCAAACACUCUGCACUUCAAUCGGGAGAAAGCCGCACUCACAGAGCUCAGGCGAUGCUGGAUUUUGGCAUCAAUGUCUAACUUUAUCUUACCAUAAUCAAUGCAGAAACCAUCCUUUUUAUUACCAUGCUGACCUUUACAUAUAAAGACUUUGGAAAUCAUAGAACCACAGAACUGUAGAGCUGGAAGGGACCCCAAGAGUAAUCUAGUCCAACCUCCUGCAGUGCAGGAAUAACAACCAGAGUAUCCCUGGCCAUCCAGCCUCUGGUCAAAAAUGUCCAAGGAAAGAGGGACUUGUCAAUUUCUUCCAGGAUUGCUCCUUCGUUCACUGAAGGAUAUAUUUUACAUCAAGUUUAUGCCCUCCCCACUGAUGCCAUGAGCUACAAUAACAAGCCAUAGAAAAAGUUUCGAACUCCCCACCUAUGGAUAUCAAACAGGUGCCUUCAACAGUAUUCCUGUCCAUGCCUGCUAAAAGCAUUUAGGUAGCUAAAACCUACCCAGGUGCUUAGAAAUACUGGGGAGAAUUUUAACCUGUUUUAGUAUUUUAUCUUUUUGUAUGUUUUAAAGUAUUGCUGCAUUUUCAUAUUGUUUCACUUUAUCUUUUUGUAAACCGCUUCGAGGUUUUCCCCCACAAUCAAGCCAUGCACAAAUUUUAUUAAAGAAAGAAAUUAAAACAAAAAGUCCAGAUUGGCACCUGCCAUUACACCGCUGCACUUGUGUUUCCUCCUGGUCUGCUGGACGAAAACUUUCACUAUGGUCUGUUUCCUUUCAGUGAUUGCCCGCCGUCUCUGGAAUGUCCGCCCGAGGUCUGAGGGGGUGUCGACGGCAGCAGGGCAGAGGUGCCUUUUCCAAAGCUGACCUCGAAACGCCAGCCAUGACAUCGCUUGCCAAGAUGCCCACAUCUCUCUUGCUCCCUCCUUCCUUCCACUGGCUGAUUGAUUCUGCAGAGAACGUCUUUCUCACAGUUCGUUUGCACACAGACAGUCCUGCUCGUCCCAGGGUUGCCUUGAGCUGUGCCACUCUUGACCCCAAGGCUGUCCACUCCUCAUUCCUGCCCGGGCAGCGCAAGUGCCUUUAGGUGAUGCUGCUGCAAUACCUUAUGAGUACUUAGCAUCCACCAAGAGCAACAGCUGAUCACAGGCAGAUCACAGGUAGCGGUCUUCUGAGAAGGAACACGUGUUUCCCUGGUCAGCAGUCAAUUUUACCUUGGCCCAUUGGCGGGCCAAGGCACCGCCCAUUGAUUCUCCCCAAUGGUUUGCUACCCCUCUCCUUUUAUCUGGCAGGGGCUGGUGGCAGUCUUAAGGCAGCUGAGAUUUGGUCUGUGCCAUCCCUUCUGUCCAAUUAUUAGCUUAGGAAUUUUGUAAGGUACUAUUGUCAUGAGACAUGUUUAAUGUGGAAAGCUGACUGUUUGCUACAUGCACCCCCUCGGUUAAUUUCUCUCCUGCCAUGGGAACAGAUGCACCCAGGAGGCUUGAAAAAAUCAAGGAGGGUUGGCAAGACUAAACGUUAUGCCCAGUUUUUGUAUGGGGGACUAGAAAUUCAGGAGCGCAGUGCUGGGUCAAAGCAAAGCCCCAGCCUGUCUUCUAGCCAGACGUUUAGAAGAAGCGGGAGAUCAAUAGCCCCACCUGGAUUCUGACUCAUUUCAGAAAUUCACUGCUGCCAGCUGGUGCCUUAGAGGGCAUUAACAGAGAAUUAGGCACAUUGAUUUCAUUUCUGGAUUGCUACCCAUGGCAGAACAUCCCAAAGAGAUUAACUGUAGAAAUAGAUUUUUUUUAAAUAGUUACAGUCAUACCUCUAGCUGCGUUAGGUUUACGUUGUGUUUUUUCUGGUUACGAAUGUGGCAAACCCGGAAGCGUUUACUUCUGGGUUCACCGAUAUGCGCAGGAGCGAUCUGCGUGCUUUGCGCAUGUGCAGGAGCGAUUUGCAAACUUCGUGCAUGCGCAGGAGUGCUCUAUCACGUCAUGCGCAAAAGCGGCGCUCUACUUACGGACUUUUCGGUUUGUGAGCGGCACCCCGGAACAGAUUGCGUCCGUAAGUAGAGGUACCACUGUAUACAGGUACAGACUGGGACAUAGAUACCCACUUAAAAGACCGGAGGGAGCAAAAAGGCAAUAGAGGCAGUGCCUGUGAGCAAUGAGGAUGUCUUAAUGUUGGCCUUUAGGCAUGACACUCUUUACUGGUUGUUGGGGAGAAAUCUAGAAGACGAGGGCUAUUCCCUCCACGUCUUGCUUGUGGGUUUCCCAUUUGAGGCAUCUAGUUGGUCACUGUGAGAACAGAGGAGUCAUGGGCCUCAUCCAGCAGCCAGGCUCCUUUGACACACUCAAUUUUUUUAGGGCCCCUCCAGCCUGGUGUUGUGGGCUUGCUUUUGCUUUUCUUCCGCAGCAACUCAUUGACGCAGUAUCAGUGCAAUAUUACGGAUUGUCCCUAGAUCAGUCCACUUCAUUAGUUGUUCUAAGACGCUUUCCCUGCGUUGCCGCAUUAUUGCUUUCUGGAUGGACAUUCCUGCCCUGUAGCACGACAAAGGGGGGGAUGUUAGAAAAAGCCUGCAAGAUCAGUGGUAUGAAAAGUUAGCAGGAUUUCAGCAGGAAGUUGUGGGAUCUGCACUAACUGGAAAUUUGAGCUUGAGUUUGAGUCAUGUCCGUUGCUGGUUGAUUUCACUUUUUUAAAAAAAAAUAAUGACAAUUUAUUGAUUUUCCAAAGAUAACACACACAAAAAUAAAAGCAACAACACUACAAAAGACAAAAAAACCCAGAAGUAAUUGACUUCCCUCUAGUCCCUUCCUUGGUUCCGUUACUUAUCAAUGUAGCGCAUGUCUAUUGUCCAGUUUGAAACCUGUUUAAAUUACUUUUUAUCCAUUUAUAACAAAAUUACAUGUAAUUUUAAAACCCUGCUAAUGUAUUAACCUGUGUGCAAUGCUUCUCUAUAUAUGCAAUAAACAUUUUCCAUUCUUCUUUAAAUUCA